Manis javanica (Malayan pangolin) is the source of this 1208-nucleotide messenger RNA. NCBI's taxonomy places the organism in Eukaryota, Metazoa, Chordata, Mammalia, Pholidota, Manidae. The record is from RefSeq and is a predicted model, not a curated record.
AUGUCCACCUCGGAGUCCUCACAGCACGCCUGCACCUGUGACUUCUCUGCCCUUCCAGACCGUUACCGCAGACGAGAAUUUGUUCGGGGAUUUUUCAAAUAUGGAUUUAAUGUUAUUGCCAGUAAAAACUUGGGCAAUCAGAGAAACGUACCAGAUGUCAGGAAUAAGAAGUAUCUUCAAAAACCUUACCCAGCCAGUCUCCCUGCCGCCAGCAUUGUCAUUUGCUUCCACAAUGAAGAAUUUCAUGCCUUGUUUCAGACACGAUCCAGCAUCAUGUACCUCACUCCACACCGUAUCCUUGAAGAAAUUAUCUUAGCAGACCACAUGAGCGAAUUUGAUGAUUUGAAAGAAAAACUAGACCAUCACCUGGAAAUUUUUCUGGGAAAGAUUAAGUUAAUAAGAAACAAAAAGAGAGAGGGCUUGAUUCGAGCAAGGAUGAUGGGAGUGUCUCUCGCUUCAGGGAACAUUCUGGUGUUCCUGGAUAGCCACUGGGAGGUAAAGAAAGCAUGGCUGGAGCCCCUGCUGUAUGCCAUCGCCAAGGACCCCAAAACGGUGGUGUGUCCUCUGAUAGAUGUCAUUGGCCACGUGACCCUGGAAUACCAGCCAUCGCCUGUCAUAAGGGGAGCUUUCAACUGGUAUCUACAAUUUAAAUGGGAUAACAUUUUCUCUUAUGAGAUGGAUGGACCAGAAGGACCCACUACACCCAUCCGGUCACCUGCAAUGGCUGGGGGAAUUUUUGCCAUAGAUAGACAUUACUUUAAUGAGAUUGGACAGUAUGACAAGGGCAUGGAGCUCUGGAGAGGAGAAAAUUUGGAAAUCUCACUAAGGAUCUGGAUGUGUGGAGGCCAACUCUUUAUACUCCCCUGCUCUCGAGUAGGACAUAUCAAUAAACACAUCCCAAAUCAACCUGCAGUUAUAAAAGCUCUGACAUAUAACAGUCUCAGACUAGUACACGUUUGGCUGGAUGAAUACAAGGAGCAGUUUUUUCUAUGGAGACCUGGUCUGAAAUCCGCUGCCUAUGGAAACAUUACUGAGCGUACUGAAUCAAGGAAACGAUUGAGAUGCAAGUCAUUUCAGUGGUAUUUGGAUACAAUCUUUCCAGAAUUGGAAGCAUCUACGGGCAGCCUCUAAAAGGAAAAUAAAUCAUUUUCAUUAAUGAAGGGUUAACAAGUUCCCUAUCCCUUCAACACAGAGAAGAGUACAAGUUU